AUGUCGAACAUUGAACGAACUACGAGCAAGGCUGACUCCAUUGGAGUUGACCACAAGGAGACUAUCCUAGCUGUUGAGGUUGCGGAGGAGAGCAACACAACUGUUUGGAAGCUCCUGAGAGAGAAUGUUCGUGUCAUCAUUUUCACUUGGUUCGCGAACUGUGGUGCAUUCCUCUUCGGAUAUGAUGUCCUCGUCCAAGGAGCCAUCAAUGCCCUCCCUAUGUUCUCAAUCACCUUUGGUUCUCCCUUUGGCGAGACCUUCAUCCUUCCAGCCUUGUGGCAAGGUCUUUGGCAGGCUUUUAGCGCAAUGGGAAUCAUGGCUGGCGCAGCAAGCAAUGGCUUCCUUCAGGAUCGGUUCGGUCGAAAGAUCAUGUUUGGAGUUGGAGGUCUCAUCUCUGCCGUUGGAACUGCAAUUACCUUUGUGUCCGGCAAUCCCGAGACGGUCGAACAAAGACGUGGUGUUCUCUUGGUUGGAAAGUUCUUCAUUGGCCUGGCUAUGGGUAUUAGCAUGUCGACAUGCCAAACAUACGUAUCUGAGAUUUCACCACCCAAGCUUCGAACUAUACUUCUCGGCUUUUAUCCCUUCAUGAUCACUGUUGGUCAGAUGAUUGCCAUUACGGUCGUGUUCAAGGAGGUCGCUACAAUGACACACUGGGCUUUCAAGAUCCCUUUCGCUUCUCAGUGGGCCUUCUCCGCCUACUCCGUCAUCGCAGCCCUAGUCGUCCCCGAAAGCCCUGUAUACCUCGCCGGUAAGAACAAAAUAGACCAAGCUAGAAAGGCUUUGACUACACUCGGUUGCGGAAAUAUCGACGAACGAAUAUCGAUCAUCGAAGCUACAAUUCAACAAGAACAGAGAAUGAAUACAGAGCAGCCUUCGUUCUCGGAGUGCUUCAAGGGUACCAACUUGCGAAGAACUCGUAUUGUUGCUCUGCUCAACACUCUCCAGCAGUUUAUGGGAAUAACUCUGGUCUCGAACUCUACCUACUUCUUCAUCAUGGCUGGCAUGACCCCGACUUUCUCGCUCACUCUCAACCAGAUCGGCGUUGGGUUGAGUAUGGUAUGCACCCUUGUCUCUUGGGUUAUCAUGUCCAAGGUUGGCCGAAGGUUUGCUAUCCUCGCAAGCUUUGUUGUUGCUGGAGCCAUCUUUAUUGGUAUGGGCGUUGCUGGCUUCUGGCCCCAGAACCAAACAGCAUUGAGAUUCAUCGGCGUAUCUCUUCUUCUAGCUGCUUGCACCGGUAACUUGGGCACAGGAUCAGCAUAUCCCAUCGUGGCAGCCGAAGUCCCUUCAACCGUCCUUCGAGCCAAGACUCUUGGUAUUGGUUUCUUCGUCAACGCUUUCAUGACCUGGGCUUUCGCUCUUUGUGUUCCGUACAUGUUCAAUGCUGAUCAGGGUAACCUGGGAGGCAAGAUUGGCUUCGUCUUCUUUGGCUUCUGCGUCAUUGGAUUCGUUCUUACCUGGAUCGAAAUCCCCGAGACCAAGAACAUUACUUAUGCCCAGAUCGAUUAUCUCUUCCAGACUAAGACUCCGGCGCCAAAGUUCAAAGAAAGGUCUACUACUGCUAUUACGGAGGAGGCAUAG
This is a messenger RNA of Fusarium oxysporum Fo47, 1578 nucleotides long. RefSeq names its product general substrate transporter. Gene Ontology annotation, cellular component: membrane. Gene Ontology annotation, biological process: carbohydrate transport; transmembrane transport. The coding region runs from base 1 to 1578 and encodes 525 amino acids. Gene Ontology annotation, molecular function: carbohydrate:proton symporter activity. NCBI's taxonomy places the organism in Eukaryota, Fungi, Ascomycota, Sordariomycetes, Hypocreales, Nectriaceae. The record is from RefSeq and is a predicted model, not a curated record. The transcript has 5 exons.